AUGUCUUCUGUAAGCAUAGACGCAGCGGAUGUUAGCGCAUCUUCCCCGUCUGAGUCAGUCCCAGGUAGCGACGGCAGCGAGGAAGAGCAUGACGUCGACGAGUUUGAAGACAGACCAGUCUUCGACGCUUUGACAGAAGAGUGGCCAUCUGCUCCCCUAUGGGAAUGGAUGCAACUCGAGGCUGGAACCAACGACAAGGAGCAACAGACUGAC
Amoebophrya sp. A25 is the source of this 213-nucleotide messenger RNA. NCBI's taxonomy places the organism in Eukaryota, Dinophyceae, Syndiniales, Amoebophryaceae. The record is from the annotation of a GenBank genome assembly.